Passer domesticus (house sparrow) is the source of this 2057-nucleotide messenger RNA. RefSeq names its product zinc finger protein 239-like. Gene Ontology annotation, biological process: negative regulation of transcription by RNA polymerase II. The transcript has 4 exons. The record is from RefSeq and is a predicted model, not a curated record. The coding region runs from base 239 to 1270 and encodes 343 amino acids. Gene Ontology annotation, molecular function: DNA-binding transcription repressor activity, RNA polymerase II-specific. Lineage: Eukaryota; Metazoa; Chordata; Aves; Passeriformes; Passeridae.
CAGGAAGGCGAGGAGCACGAAGAGGAGCGGCCCGAGGAGGAGCAGCAGUGGCAGGAGCAUUGCGGGGCUCCAUGGCGAGCCCGCUGAGCCCACAGCUCGGCUGGCCCCGCAAGCAAGCAAGCAGCGCUGGGUGGUCGGGAAGUCACCACUCCACUCACAGCACACACCACUUACAAGUUCGGAUUUCCCAUUCCCCAACGUAAUCUGGAUAGAGGAGAAGGCUGCCAGGAAGCAAAAGAUGCCCCGGGACACUGAGGCAGAUAAUGAGCUGAGGAUGAAGACCAGGGAGGGCAAAUCCCUGUGGCAGAACCUCGUUGAAGAGGCCGUUUUGAGCAGCUCCAUGGCACAGGAAUCCAAUUGGGAGGAAAAGCCCCGGAGAUCCCGCAGGAGGAGGGGCUCCAAACCCAGCCCAGGAUGCUCCAAGGGGGAAAGACCAAGCCUGUGGCAGGAAGGCAGCCAGAGAUCUGGCCAGAGCUCUGAGGUGCUGGUCCAUGAGCAGCUUGAUGAUGGCAAGAAGCCCCACCAGUGCUUGGAGUGUGGGAAGAGUUUUCUCACGAGCUCCCUCCUGGUCCGCCACGAGGUGGUGCACACUGGGGAAUGGCCCUAUGAGUGUGGGGAAUGUGGGAAGAGCUUCAGGAUCAGCACUCACCUGAUCAUCCACCAGAGGACCCACACUGGAGAACGCCCCUAUGAGUGUGGGGAAUGUGGACAGAGGUUCCGGACCAGCUCCCACCUGAUUGUCCACCAGAGGAUCCACACUGGGGAACGCCCCUAUGAGUGUGGGGAAUGUGGACAGAGCUUCAGGAUCAGCUCCCACCUGAUCAUCCACCAGAGGACCCACAGUGGGGAACGGCCCUAUAAAUGUGGAGAAUGUGGGAAAGGCUUCAGGAGGAGCUCCAGCCUGAAACUCCACCAGAUGACCCACACUGGGAUACGCCCCUGUGUGUGUGGGGAGUGUGGGAAGGGCUUCCGUGACAGCUCUCGCCUGAUCAUCCACCAGACAAUGCACACUGGGGAAUGCCCCUACAUGUGCUCUGAAUGUGGGAAGAGCUACAUGGGGAACGCCAGCCUGAUCAUGCACCAGAGGAUCCACACUGGGGAGAAGCCCUACAAGUGCGGGGAAUGUGGGAAAAGCUUCAGGCAGAGCUCCGCCCUAAAUGCCCACCAGAGGAUCCACACUGGGGAGAAGCACUAUGAGUGUCCUGAGUGUGGGGAGAGGUUUCAGAGCAGAUACCGUCUCCUCAAGCAUCAGCAGAUUCACACAGAAUAGAGGCCCUUCCGCUGCCCCGAGUGCGGGAGGGGCUUUAAGAAAAACUCCACCCUCAUCACCCACCAGCAGAUCCACGCUGGGGAGAGGCCCUAACAGAGUCCCAAGUGUGGGAAGAGCUUCUCCCAGAACUCUACUAUGACCCAGCACUAAGGGAGGCAGCAGUAAGGGAAGCCCAACAAGUGCCCCGUGUGCGGGAAGAGCUUUGAGCGCUGCUCCAACUCCAUCCCCCACUGGAGGACCCCCAUUGGAUGGUCCACGAUGACCCUCGUUGGGCAGAGACUUGGUGAUCCAUAGUCCUGGUGAUCCAUGUUGGGAAGAAACCUGGCUGGUGAUCUCCACAUCUUCCUGGCUCCCCUUGGGCACUUGGGAUACAGCCAGAGAAAAAUCCAUUGGGAUGCAAACCGAAUUCAGAAUUUCAUAGGGGACAGCACAGUUUUUUACUUUCAACCCCAAAAAUAUCUCACCUUUUGCAUCCAAUAAUUUCUUCAGAUGGCAUCAAGGAAUACUGGAUGGUGUUGAGGUCUUUUCCAAUCAAAAUCAUUCCAUGAUUCUAAUUCUCUCUGGCCCAUAGGCAUUUUUCACAGCCAAAUGGUGAUGGACUGGAGCAAAAACAAGAUUUUGGAGACUGUGGAGUGGAAAUUCCUCUAGAAAAGGUUCUACCCACCCAGGCACAUGGAUACUCAGCCAGCAUGGACACGUAAAUUCUUUUAUUUUGGCUUUCAUUUUCCUUCAUUUUUCUUCAUCCCUUCACUCAAACAUUGGGGUAAAAAUAAAGACAUUUAACUAA